Chara braunii is the source of this 3293-nucleotide messenger RNA. The record is from the annotation of a GenBank genome assembly. NCBI's taxonomy places the organism in Eukaryota, Viridiplantae, Streptophyta, Charophyceae, Charales, Characeae.
GGGCAAUCAGGAGAGGCAACACACGGUCAACACACGCUCAAGUCGGCAAGGAGGAUCAGAAACAAGGCCAAAAAGAGGAGCUGAGGAACUUAGCAAGGGAGGUGCAGAGUCGGCGACAGAUUCAAGGGGGAGAAGGAAAUCAACACGACCAAUACCAAAGGAAGGAAAAAAGGGAGAAGCAAUGGCGGCAUCAUCGGCAACAUCUCAGGCAGCGAAUCCGCCAGCACCAUACUCGCAGGCGGCGCAAAAGGCAAUGAAUGAAGGAGAGAAAAGGUGGAGACGGACAUGCUCCAAGCGAAUAGAGGACAAGGACACCGGCUUCCUGGUCAAACCAAUGAUUGAAGACUCGAUGGUUCUAAAUUACAAACAGAGACUCACCACAGUGGAAGAACUGCACCAAGUGGGGAAGACAGUUGAACAUGUGUUCACUGAAAACCGUAGGGCUAGACAAAAAGCAGGGGAGAACAAUGGAGAGAGUCAAACACUACAAGAUGCAGAGGACGAAGGAGACAAUAUGGAGUGCGGAAGCGGGGAACGGGACCCCACCACGACUUCUUUACGGAAGAGGAAGGGGACCGCAUCGGGAACGGAGGAGGACACUCAGGUGGAACAGCCGGGCAAAAGAGCACAAGAAGGGUCUACCACCCACGAGACACACGGGAGCCAGACGCCAAAAUUGUCUCAACAACAGUCAAGGGGGGAGGGGAGCAGCCCAGAAGGGGAAUCCAUGGAAACAUCACAGGAAGAGACCCCGACUGCCAGCCAAUCUUCAGCCAGAGGGGUCGGACAGCGCCCCAUGAGGGGUCGAGAGAAUCGGACAGGAGAAGAGAUUAAACAAGCGGAGGAAGACCAAGGGGAGGACCAAGGGGACGAAGGAGGAUGCACAGCUGGUCGGUACAUUCUGAGCUGUGACGCAGCUGUUCGUGGAGCAAAGUACGUUGCACGUUUUGCCUCGCCUGCUGGAGCGGGAGCGUGUGUUGCUGCUGGUGACACGACACGUCUUCAUGAAGAGACGGGGGCGUUAUCAGCUGCUGCUGUUGCGCCGUGGUCUGGAGCUGCCCGUGCAAAUAUAUCUGUUGCAGAUCUGGAUCCGGCGGAUGGUGUUGCAACAAUUGUGGCGGGAUCCCAGGCGGGAGUUGUUGUCGCUGAAGCGCUUGUGCUUGGAGCUCUGUGUUCUGCACCUGCUGCGUUUGUGAGCGGGGGUAUAAGUCCAUCUGCUGGAGCUCUGAACUCUGCCCCAGCUCUGUUUGCAGGUGGGGGUAGAGGUCCAUUUGCUGUGGCGGGUCCCCUUCCUGACCUUGGGAGGGCUGAUGCUGGAUCAAUUGCAGUUGGUGUUGUAGUUGAUGAGUGUCCCGCAGCUGAUUGUGAUGAGCGGGCUGCUGUGUUGGGGGCUGAUGAUGGUGUGACUGCGUCAGAAAUUCAUGAGGUUCCAUGUCAUCAACUUGAGGUGGUUGUGGGCGCUGUCCGAUCACCUCAUCGUGUUCCGCUUCUAGCUUGCGGAUUUUGUGGUUCAGGGGGGGGCCCAAUCCGGAGCCGAGUUUGUGUCUCGGCAGGGGGCUCCGUCUGGAGCUCCGUCUGGGGUGUCUCAGAGGAGGGCCCAGUCUGGAGCCCCGUCUGGAGUGCAGCUGCAGACACAUUCACGAGCGAUACUGGGUGGUUCAUCGCGGGUAUGAUGCCAACUCUUGUGGACCCUAGUUUUGUUCACGACAGAAAAAGCGCUUUCACUUCCCAGGUUCAGUCCAUUGGCAUGGGAGGCAACAUCCACCUGGAACUGGCGAUCAUUCUGAAGGACUUCGAACGAAGAUGGACGAUUCCACUAAGUUUAUCGAGCCCUCAGAAAAGGUCCCAGUUGGGAUUUCCCAGAUCCAAGGGCACCCCACUCACAAACUCCCGGCACUCCACACCGAGACAUCUGUUGUCAUGGCGGUCGAUGGCGGCAACUACACAGCGGUCUGACACAUUGAGAGGGAGGGCUGACGGUGACGACUCCGAUGCAGCAACAGUAGACAUGAAAUCGCCUCUGAAGGAUCUGAAGAUGGAGAAAGGUGAGGGAGAGAGGCUUGCCCAGGUGGAGCGUCGGAUGCUGGAAAGGGCACUGGCACACCGUGGAAGUCCGACAGCAGCAGAGGAGCUGCGCCAUGUAUUAGGCAGUCAGGCUCGAUUGCAGUCGCCAAGAGCACAGGAUGAGGAAAGCGACGAGAAGCCGGUGGGUGGGAAGGGAUCGGGGUGGACUGCCGCUCGGCUUCGCCAAGAGAGGAAAGAGAGAGGAAGCAGGACACAAGAUGUAAGCAACGCAGCUCGAGCUGGGGCGGUGGGAGCAGGCAGCAAAAUUCAACGAGGGCCCAACCCCCCCGGAAGGGGAACGGGUGAUGACUAUCCAAGGGGUGCAGCUCUGGAGCGCAGUGGUCGGCCCAUUGCCGCACGAGGAACCUGGGGUAUGAGAUUUGCAGCUGCAAGAUCAGAGUCUGCAGAAAGUGACACUCUGACGCGGACAAGUAACCGUGAGAUCGAUCCGGGAAUGGUCAGUAGCGACCAGGAGAUGGCCGGGGGGGCUCUUUUGACAGGUAGAAGACGAGGAGGAUUCACCCUGCACAGGAUGGUGGACACAGAUGUCGAGGAUCACGAGAAAACAGACAGCGGGAACCAAGCGAGCACUUCAGAGGAGGGAAAGGGGAACCUCUUCGGGAGACUCGAUCAUUUCAUGUCAGCAAAAAAGCUAGAAGCACAAAGCCUGUUUCUCCAAUACGAUAAAGACAAGGAUGGGCUGCUGGAUUCCUCUGAGAUACGCGAGAUGAUUCUGCAUAUCGCUGGGCGAAUAAAUCGGACAGAAAUGCAAUACUUCAAGGUGAUGAUUGGCGAUGACGCCGGUGACACAGCGUCCUUCGAGGAUCUCCUGAAGAAAGUAUCAGAAUGCGCGAAGGCGGAGGAGGCAUCCCUCAAACGAGCACUAGGGCUGCGUACCAGGCUCUCAGAAUUGGGUGAAGCAUUUAAGGCUGCUGUCACAGGCAGUCGUGAGCGAGCUCAAGACCUAUUCAACACCUUCGACCACAACAGAAAGGGAUUUCUUGAUCCGGAAAACAUCGAUGCUCUGGCCAAGGAAUUGAUGCCAGCCAUCAGCCUGGAAAGCCGCCGGCUACUGCAAACAGGCCUGCUGCUCACCGCCGGAUCUUCGAGUUUGAAGCAAAAAGUUACAGGACUGAGAUUUCCUGAACUGCUGCGAAAAUUAAGAUUCGUGGAGGAAAGAGCUCGCUCGUAGGAUGCAAAAAGAACCACCAAUUCUGCAAUGCCAACGC